Molecule: messenger RNA, 1062 nt
Organism: Daldinia caldariorum
Lineage: Eukaryota; Fungi; Ascomycota; Sordariomycetes; Xylariales; Hypoxylaceae
Exons: 2
Coding region: 1-1062 (353 amino acids)
Source: RefSeq, a predicted model, not a curated record
AUGUCCAAGCAUCAAGAUUUCGACCUCCUGAAACCUAUAACCACCUCACCACCACAACGACCUCGUCACCAAAUAAGACGGUCGAUAACUGAACUAUCUUCGCCAAUCAAGUUACCCCGGUAUCACCACUUACAUCAUCAGCGAAAGGAUCGCGACAACGAUGACAACAAUCCCCAAUCCGCAAACCCGAUGCAUCUUCACCUGCCACGAGGCUCAUUUGAGCUGCCACGAUCUGAGGGUACCACGCCAUGCGCGAAUUCCGAAACGACCCUCAAAUUCAGCAUGCUGAACCCUUCGUCUGACGAUGCUACGCGUAGCACCAAACAUACCGCCCUUGUACCAAACGCGGUAACCGAAGACGAGUUGGCGCAUGAGGAGAAAGAGAAAGUAGCAACAAGUUUAGCGGGGUUAAGAAAGUCACUUGUAGAACUAGGGGAUUUUUCGAUUUCCACGACGAUGCGCCUGGAUGAUACAUAUUACUCUGUCCUCGAAAGGCUGCGCAUACUUCAGAACACGAUAGUAUCCCUUAAAGGACUCACAACCAUGUCUCAGGAGCUAGACGAAAGCUUCAAGGCAGAGUCGCAAGGGCUAGUAGACGAGUUAGAGCAGCAAGCCAAGUCGUUCGGCCACUUCGAUGAUCAGCAGAGACGGAUCGAGGAACUACAGGGUCGCAUACACGCAGGCCGCGACAUGGUCGAAACUCUCAGCAAACGGGUAGAUGUAGUACGAGAGCGAAUCGAAGGCUGGGAAAGAGCAGACAUGGAAUGGCAAGAAAAGACAAGAAAACGCCUCAAGAUCGUAUGGAUUAUCACGUCUGUGAUAGUUUUCUCACUAAUCCUUUUACUGGUCAUAGCCCAGUAUGCGCCUUCGUCUGGUGAUAUCUCAGGGGUUCCCGACUUGACAUCAAGCAACGAACAAGGAAAACCUGAUCUAGGCAACAUAGUUGGUAACCCAACCAUAAACGCUGCCGCUUUGGUGGACGAGAUGAGAGAAGCACUCAAUAGCCAAAAUGCCACCAAGUCUACCGGGAAUGGUGUUCUCCGAGCUCUGGACGAGUUAUGA